AUGGGUUAUUACGUCUAUUCUCUAGUCCUGAUCAUACAUCAUCUGAUGUUAAUUCUUUCCAGCUUUAAUGUUCUUGCUCAAUAUCAUCCUUCUGAUCACCGUCAAAGAAAAACCAGAAUUCUGCAAUCUGAUAAUUCUUCAGCUCCUGCAAACGAUGACACCCACAAAAAAUCUUCCAGCUUUGGUGCUGCCACCAUGUUCUUGCUCUUCGAUUUCGUCGGCCUUGCUGCCGUGAUUCUUCUCUUCUUUCUUUAUUACAAAAAGGACAAGGCGAUCAAGAAGCUAGAAAAGAAGCUAGAAAAGAUGAUGAAGAAAGAGUACAACAUAGAAGAAGCAAAAGAUGAAGAUGAUGACGAGAUAGAUGAUGAGGACUCCGAAGAAUUUAGAGUUCGAAAAAGGGCACAACAGGUUUCCGCAGAGAGAUCAAGAUUGAGUUUUUCAAAGGAUCAUGCAGAAGAAAGAUCAAGACUGAGUGUUUCAAAGAAUCAUACAGAAGAGAGAUCAAGGUUGAAUGUUCCAAAGAAUGGAGAUGAGAGGGAAAACAAGCUUGUGUUCAUGGGAAAUGAAAGUGAAACAUUUGAGUUGAAUGACCUUUUGAAAGCUUCAGCUGAGGGAUUGGGAAAGGGGGUGUUUGGCAAUAGUUAUAAAGCAAAACUGGAAGGUAAAUCAGCUUAUGUGGUGAAAAGGUUAAAGAAUUUGAGACCUUUAAGUAAUGAAGAAUUCAUCAAGCAGCUUCAAAUGAUUUCAGAGCUCAGCCACCCUAAUUUAUUGCCUCUUCUUGCUUAUUACUAUUCAAAGGAUGAAAAAUUGUUUGUGUACAAAUAUGCUGAUAAAGGAAAUCUCUUCAAUCGCCUCCAUGGAUGUAGAGGAAGAAGUGAUAGGAACCCAUUUAAAUGGAACUUGAGAUUAUCAGCUGCUCGAGGUGUAGCGCGAGCUUUGGAGUACCUUCACCAGAAUGCAAAGUCACCAAACACAGUUCCUCAUGGAAACCUCAAGCUCUCAAAUGUUCUCCUUGAUGAGAAUGAAACUGUCCAAGUUUCAGACUACGGUCUUUCUUCCCUUAUUGCCCUACCUAUUGCAGCUCAACGAAUGGUCUCUUAUAAGUCACCAGAAUACCAGGCGAUGAAGAAGAUAUCCAAGAAGUCUGACGUAUGGAGCUAUGGAGACUUUCUUUUAGAACUCUUGACAGGCAGAAUCUCCAUCUAUUCAGCUCCACCUGGGUCCAACGGAGUUGACCUCUGCAGCUGGGUCCAUAGAGCGGUCAGAGAAGAGUGGACGGCAGAGAUAUUUGAUAUUGAGAUAUCUGUUCAGAGAAGUGCCGCUCAAGGAAUGCUUAGGCUGCUGCAAGUGGCCAUUCGCUGCUGUGAUAGGUCGCCGGAGAAGCGGCCUGAGAUGAGAGAGGUGCUGAGGGAGGUAGAAAAUAUAAGGGUGGGUGUUGAAUCAGAAGACGAGGAGUCAUCGUCUCUUCAGUCGUUGACAGAUGAGUCAGUGUCGACUGGAGCCUCGAUUUCAAUUGGAUGA
Molecule: messenger RNA, 1521 nt
Organism: Carica papaya (papaya)
Lineage: Eukaryota; Viridiplantae; Streptophyta; Magnoliopsida; Brassicales; Caricaceae
Product: probably inactive receptor-like protein kinase At5g41680
Biological process (GO): protein phosphorylation
Molecular function (GO): ATP binding; protein kinase activity
Source: RefSeq, a predicted model, not a curated record